CGUCCGGAUUGUUUCGUCGUCUCUACGUUCGGAAACUCGCGUUUUGCGUUGAAACUCGUAAGUGACCCGGCUAGGAUGGCUCCAGUGAUGCUUAAAGGGAAAAACUAUGCCCUAUUAAUAGGGGGUAUCGUAGGACUCAUAGGUUUGGCGUGUUACCCGAUCAUCGUCCACCCAAUGCUAUAUCCGGAAGAGUACAAAAAGCUGCAGAGAGUCAAUAGGGCGGGCAUAAAGCAGGACGAAAUUCAGCCUGGCAAUAUGCGAGUGUGGAGUGACCCCUUCAAACCCCGGGAAGAAGAUAAGCGAUAAAUAGGCUUCCCGUUGGCAAAAUGGUGCGCUUCACGAACAAUUCUAACUACCAUCAAUAGUAGUUGGCCGACCCUACUGCGGUCAGGACCGCACGGAAAAGCUUAAAAACAGUAUCUUAGCCAAUUGUUUUACAAUAAAGUAACCUGUGUUAGAAAGGGUAACGGAACGUACCACACGUAUUUUUAAAGAAAUGUAACAUUUCGCCCGACAUUAGUGGAAAAAU
Anopheles bellator is the source of this 529-nucleotide messenger RNA. Its product is annotated as small integral membrane protein 20. Gene Ontology annotation, biological process: mitochondrial respiratory chain complex IV assembly. The transcript is spliced from 3 exons. Lineage: Eukaryota; Metazoa; Arthropoda; Insecta; Diptera; Culicidae. The record is from RefSeq and is a predicted model, not a curated record. Gene Ontology annotation, cellular component: mitochondrial inner membrane. Bases 76 to 306 code for a protein of 76 amino acids.